AUGGAUUCAUUGAAUCAGGAAGCCUUGACGGCUCAUAAUCGAUAUCGAGCCAUGCAUGGCUGUCCCCCAUUGGCUUUCGACUCAGCACUGGCUCGAUCCGCACAAAAAUGGGCGGAGGAUUUGGCCGGAACACAAUGCAUGAGACAUAGUGAUCAGACGACGUACGGCGAGAACUUAGCCUUCAUGGGCAUAACAAGUGAAAUUUUUUUCAGCGGUGCAGAUGCGUCUAAAAUGUGGUACAUGCAAAGCGAAUUUCACGAUUACAACGGCGAAAUGACUUAUGAAUCCUGUUAUUUUACACAGAUGAUUUGGAAAGACACAAAAAUUGUCGGUUUCGGUCAGGCUACCAGCCAAGACGGGUACGCGUCUUACAUCGUGGCGCACUACAUGCCCAAAGGCAAUGUUAGAGGUCAAUUCUCGUUCAAUGUACCGCCAGCCAGACUGGAUGCAUUUGCUGAACAAUAUGAUCCGUUUCACAGUCCAAUUACCCAAACAUUACCGGCGGUAUCCCAACCAACUACACCUACAGUGUUGCCUUCUCUCCCGGAAACCAAAGAGGAACGCAAGGCACGUGAGAAGGCCGAGAAAAAAGAACGCGAACGAAUGGAGCGGGAGAGAAAAGAAACGGAGAAAAGAGAAAAGAAAGCUCGAAAAGAACUUGAAAAAAUAGAGAAAAAGGAGAAACGAAAAUCGUUGAAGCUAUAA
This is a messenger RNA of Fasciola hepatica (liver fluke), 705 nucleotides long. Lineage: Eukaryota; Metazoa; Platyhelminthes; Trematoda; Plagiorchiida; Fasciolidae. The record is from the annotation of a GenBank genome assembly.